Molecule: messenger RNA, 2112 nt
Organism: Penicillium cinerascens
Lineage: Eukaryota; Fungi; Ascomycota; Eurotiomycetes; Eurotiales; Aspergillaceae
Gene: sly1
Product: syntaxin-binding protein
Exons: 4
Coding region: 1-2112 (703 amino acids)
Biological process (GO): endoplasmic reticulum to Golgi vesicle-mediated transport; intracellular protein transport
Cellular component (GO): Golgi membrane; cytosol
Molecular function (GO): syntaxin binding
Source: RefSeq, a predicted model, not a curated record
AUGGCCCACCCGAUGUCCCUCCGAGACCGCCAGGUCGCUUCUAUUCAAAAGCUUCUCAAUUUGAACCAUGACCCUCGUCCGGCAGAUGAUGCUUCGCAUGACUCCGCCCACGGUGGUCUGAUCUCCCAUUCCACCCCCAUCUUGAAUGAAGAUGGCGACCCUAUCUGGAAGGUCCUGGUCUUUGACGGUAUGGGCCGCGAUGUCAUCAGCAGCGUGCUGCGGGUCAAUGACCUCCGCGCAUGGGGAAUCACCAUCCAUUUGAGCCUUAAUUCGCAAAGAUAUCCCAUUCCCGACGUCCCCGUUGUCUACUUGGUGGAACCGAACCCUGCCAAUAUCCAAGCUAUCACGCGCGAUCUCUCCCAAGGCCUCUACUCCCCGGCCUACGUGAACUUCCUCUCCUCCGUUCCCCGCCCCCUUCUCGAGGAUUUUGCUUCUCAAAUAGCCGCCUCCGGUGCAUCAGAGAACAUUGCUCAGGUCUUUGAUCAAUAUCUCAACUUCAUUGUGGCGGAGCCGGAUCUCUUCAGCUUGGGGCUUGGAAAUGAUGCCUACUACAAGAUCAACAGCCCGAAAACGAGCGACGAGGAUCUAGAUGCAAUUGUGGAUAAGGUAGUGAGCGGUCUGUUCAGCGUGAGCGUCACAAUGGGUACUAUUCCUAUCAUUCGCUGCCCAAAGGGUGGAGCCGCGGAAUUGAUCGCAACCAAGCUGGACCGAAAACUGCGCGACCACAUCCUCAACUCCAAGGACAACCUCUUCUCGGGCAACCAAAAGUCCUUGCCUGGGGUCCCCUCGGCUCGACCUGUAUUGAUCAUUAUGGACCGGAAUGUCGACCUGGUCCCCAUGCUCUCGCACUCCUGGACGUAUCAGUCCCUCGUGCAAGACGUACUUCAGAUGCGCUUGAAUCGUAUUACUUUGGACACGGACGAGCAGGACUCGGGCAAGGUCACCAAGAAGUCAUACGACUUGAACAGCAGCGACUUCUUCUGGCAACGCAACGCUGGAGCGCCGUUCCCUCAGGUUGCCGAGGAUAUCGAUGCCGAGCUGACACGGUACAAGGAGGAUGCAAACGAAAUUACAAAGAAAACAGGGGCCUCCUCGAUCGAAGAUCUCCAGAACGAUACUAGCGCCUCCGCGCAGCACUUGAAGGCUGCCAUCACUCUGCUCCCGGAGUUGCGGGAGCGCAAAUCGGUUCUUGAUAUGCACAUGAACAUCGCCACCGCCCUGCUGAAGGGCAUCAAAGACCGCCAGUUGGACAACUUCUUCGAGCUGGAAGAAAACAUUGUCAAACAGUCCAAGGCACAGCUACUAGAGCUUAUCAAUGAUCCUGCCAAGGGUAGCAACCCGCAGGACAAGCUCCGCAUUUUCAUCAUCUGGUUCCUCAGCACAGAGGCUGAGCUGAACCGCACUGAGAUGACUCAGUUUGAAGAGGCCCUUACCAAGGCCGGUGUCCCAGAUGUCACCCCUCUUGCCUACGUGCGCCAGGUCCGCGAGAUCACCCGUAUGACCAUGAUGACCACAGCGGCUCCGGAGCAGCAAUCCUCUGACAUCUUCCGCGGUUUCUCCUCGCUCUCCAACCGUCUCACCGACCGAAUCACCUCCGGUGCCCUGGGCGCCAACUUUGACUCUCUCAUCUCCGGUGUCAAGAACUUCCUACCGGCAAACAAGGAUCUAACCGUGACCAAGAUUACCGAAUCUAUCAUGGAUCCCUCUGCCGCAUCUAGCUCCGCUAUUGCAAAGACAGAGAACUAUCUUUACUUUGACCCCCGCAGCGCGAACGCGCGCGGCGCCAUGCCUCCCGCUUCUGCCUCGCGGAACCAACAGAUGCCCGGCACCAUAGGCAGCACAGGCCCCGGCACCGGCGCGAGCUUCGGACAGCGCCGCCAGGCCUUCAAUGAGGCCAUCGUCUUCACAGUCGGCGGUGGUAGCAUGGACGAGUAUGGUAAUUUGCAAGAUUGGGUGCACCGGACGAGCGGCCAGACUGGCCCCGAUGGCAACCCACAGGCCAACCGCGUACCGGCUGGUGGCCGCCGCCGAGUCGUAUACGGCAGUACGGACUUGAUGAAUGCUAGUGAAUUUUUGUCGGACUCUUUGGCGCCACUGGGUCGGGAGAGUUGA